This is a messenger RNA of Setaria italica (foxtail millet), 1710 nucleotides long. RefSeq names its product serine carboxypeptidase-like 51. NCBI's taxonomy places the organism in Eukaryota, Viridiplantae, Streptophyta, Magnoliopsida, Poales, Poaceae. The record is from RefSeq and is a predicted model, not a curated record. Gene Ontology annotation, molecular function: serine-type carboxypeptidase activity. Gene Ontology annotation, biological process: proteolysis. The transcript is spliced from 13 exons. The coding region runs from base 101 to 1471 and encodes 456 amino acids.
AACCGCGCUCUUGGACACAGUGCGGCAGCGGCUUGCACUCACCCGCAACCACAAGGCCACAGACCACGGAGGCCUCGUCAUCACUUUCCCUAGCUUCGACAUGGACAUGCCCUGCUACGCGCUUGCUCUGCUCCUCCCGCUCUUCUGCCUCGGCUCCCUCCAUGCCGGUUCCGCUGCCUCGACCACCGGCACCCCCGACGGCUCGGAGCUUUGGGGCUACGUCGAAGUCCGGCCAGGUGCUCACCUGUUCUGGUGGUACUACAAGAGCCCCCAGAGGACGUCGACGCCGUCCAAGCCAUGGCCGACCGUCCUCUGGUUGCAGGGUGGCCCCGGCGCGUCUGGCGUCGGGCUCGGCAACUUCCAGGAGAUCGGGCCGCUGGACGUCGAUCUCAAGCCACGCAAUUCGACUUGGCUGCAGAAGGCCGACCUCAUCUUUCUGGACAACCCGGUCGGCACAGGGUACAGCUACGUGGAGAACAACACCCUGUUCGUGACAACCGACUGGCAGCAGGCGGUGGACGCCACGGCGGUGCUGAAGGCGCUCGUCAAGGAGGUGCCCACGCUGCAGGGCAGCCCGCUGUUCCUGGUCGCCGAGUCCUACGGCGGCAAGUACGCCGCCACGCUCGGCGUCUCCAUCGCCAGGGCCGUCCGCGCCGGCGAGCUCAACAUCACGCUCGCAGGUGUCGCGCUCGGGGACAGCUGGAUCUCGCCGGAGGAUUUCACGUUAGCCUACACGCCGCUGCUGCUGAGCGUGUCGAGGCUCGAUGACAACGCCGGCGAUGAAGCAAACAAGAAGGCGGAGACAGUGAAGAAGCAGAUCGCGGCGGGGCAGUGGGCCGCGUCGCAGAAGUCCUGGGGCGAUCUGCUGGAUUUCAUCGCCACAAAGAGCGGCAAUGUUGACGUGUACAAUUUCCUUCUUGACAGUGGCAUGGACCCGGUGUCAACGCCGGUGGCAUCGACAGGCUCAUCGCUGGCCAACUUGCAGGCGAAGUAUUCAACAUACCUCAGCAGUCAGGACUCUGCUUCCAACACCAUCGAUGGCAUCAUGAACGGGGUCAUCAAGGAGAAGCUCAAGAUCAUCCCCAAGGACUUCAAGUGGGGGCAGCAAUCUGACUCGGUCUACUACGCGCUGGUCAACGAUUUUAUGAAGCCAAGAAUCGAUGAGAUUGAUGAGCUGCUGUCUUAUGGCGUAAAUGUGACAGUGUACAAUGGCCAGGUCGAUGUAAUCUGCUCGACGGACGGCGCAGAAGCAUGGGUUCAGAAGCUCAAAUGGGAUGGUCUGAAGACCUUUCUGAGCCUGCCACGGCAGCCUCUGUACUGCGGUGCCAGCAAGGGCGUCAAGGCCUUCGUUAGGUCCUACAAGAACUUGCAUUUUUACUGGAUUCUCGGAGCUGGGCACUACGUGCCUGUUGACCAGCCCUGUAUCGCGCUGAGCAUGAUCAGCAGCAUAACCCAGUCAGCAGCAAGUUAGUCGAUUUUAAGGGAUACGCCAAGAACAAGGAAGGCUUCAACUCCAAGCAACUAGCACAAGGACAAUGCAGCAUUCUUGAAAUACAUUAUAGCCUUAUAGGCUGCAUACUUAAAAGGCAGUGAAUUGAUGAUGCCUGUCUUUUUUUAUAUAUUUUUCGGUUAAAAACAGAGUAACUUGUUUCUAUGUUCCAGAGAUCGGAUUCUCCAAAAGAAAGGAAAAACACGUCACUUUAUCGUUUA